AUUCCCGUCGUAACUUAUAAGGGAAACUUACACAAUGUCCGGAGCCCUCGAUGUCCUGCAGAUGAAGGAGGAGGAUGUCCUCAAGUUCCUUGCAGCAGGAACCCACCUAGGUGGCACCAACCUUGACUUCCAGAUGGAGCAGUACAUCUACAAGAGGAAAAGUGAUGGUAUCUACAUCAUCAAUCUGAAGAGGACGUGGGAGAAGCUGUUGCUGGCAGCCCGGGCCAUCGUUGCCAUUGAGAACCCCGCUGAUGUCAGCGUCAUCUCCUCCAGGAACACUGGGCAGCGAGCUGUGCUGAAGUUUGCUGCUGCCACCGGAGCCACUCCAAUUGCUGGCCGUUUCACUCCUGGGACCUUCACCAACCAGAUCCAAGCAGCCUUCCGGGAGCCACGGCUUCUAGUGGUCACUGACCCCAGGGCUGACCACCAGCCCCUCACUGAGGCGUCUUAUGUCAACCUGCCCACCAUUGCUCUGUGUAACACAGACUCUCCUCUCCGCUACGUGGACAUUGCCAUUCCGUGCAACAACAAGGGAGCUCACUCGGUGGGUCUGAUGUGGUGGAUGCUGGCCCGGGAAGU
Messenger RNA from Cricetulus griseus (Chinese hamster), 579 nucleotides. RefSeq names its product ribosomal protein SA (gene Rpsa). Gene Ontology annotation, molecular function: structural constituent of ribosome; laminin receptor activity. NCBI's taxonomy places the organism in Eukaryota, Metazoa, Chordata, Mammalia, Rodentia, Cricetidae. Gene Ontology annotation, cellular component: ribosome; cytosolic small ribosomal subunit; 90S preribosome. The record is from RefSeq and is marked validated. Gene Ontology annotation, biological process: ribosomal small subunit assembly; cytoplasmic translation.